Molecule: messenger RNA, 1205 nt
Organism: Ceratitis capitata (Mediterranean fruit fly)
Lineage: Eukaryota; Metazoa; Arthropoda; Insecta; Diptera; Tephritidae
Exons: 4
Coding region: 228-1031 (267 amino acids)
Source: RefSeq, a predicted model, not a curated record
UUUAGAAUUUUAGAAGCUCUCAAAGCGAUUUGCAGUUGUGUUGCGCGUGUCUCGAGGUGAUCGCGGAUUCCCAUUCAAAAUUUUAGAACACGCAAACGGAAAAAUUACUUUGCGACACUCAAGCAGCGUAACAAAACGAGUCGACCGACAGAUAUCAAGCAGCAGGGGAAAAAAAAGAAUAAAAAAAUUUUGUGAAAGUGAAAAGAACUUGCAUUGAUAAAAAAAAAAUGUUGCGUGUGUCCUUUGUAUUGGCGUUGCUGCUGUGCCUCAAUGGUUGGUGUGCAGCGCAGAUCUCGGUGAAAGCUGAGUUACCAAAAUUGCCGGAGUUCAAACCAGUCACCGAAUUGCCCGCCGAUAUCCCCACUUGCGAACAGGGUGACAUUAAUAUUAACGAAUGCAUUAAACGUGCCUUCCAGCAGCUGAUGCCACGUCUAAAAGAUGGCAUCAAAGAGCUGAAUAUACCUCCUAUGGAUCCCUUCAUCAUUGAACGCAACAACAUCGAGAUACGGAGUAGUUUCGUUCAGGGACGUGCACAAAUACGAAAUGUGCGGGUAUUUGGCAUAAGUGAGGGCAACGUCCAGAAGGUAGACUUCCGUUUGGAUGGCAAUAAAGUCAAUAUGGGAUUGGUCUCACAUAUGCCACGCCUUUACAUAGAGGGCAAUUAUAAAGCGGACAUGACACUAAACGAAGUAAAAAUGACGCCAAAAGGAUACUUCAAUGUAACGAUGAGUGAUCUAACUUUGAGCUCUGAGUCGGAAGGUGAACUUUACGAGCGCGAUGGUCACAUGUAUUUGAAGUUGACGAAAUUCAAUUUUGAACCGGAAAUUGGUGAUAUGGCCCUUUACGCCAGCAAUUUGGUGCCAGAUCCGGCUUUAAAUGCCGUCAUUUUGGACUUUGUCAAUCAAUACUGGCGUCAAGUAUAUAAAGUUAUGUUACCACAAACGCGCAGUACUUGGGAGCCAAUGUUUUUGAAAGUUAUGAACUCAUUCUUGGCUGCUGUACCAUUUGAUUUGUUUAUUAAAAAUAAUUAAAUAUUUUAUUGUAAAAUACUCAGGGAUCGCAUAAUUGUUCCGGAUAAAAUAUAUAUACCAAUUUGUGUACAUAAAAUUUUGUUUGUAUAUUUAAAUAGUGCUAAGAUUAUUAUUAUAAUAAAUAUAUAUAUAUAUAUAUAUACAAAUAUAUGUAUAUGCAUUUAAACUGUGAAA